Oppia nitens is the source of this 456-nucleotide messenger RNA. RefSeq names its product GATA zinc finger domain-containing protein 15-like. Lineage: Eukaryota; Metazoa; Arthropoda; Arachnida; Sarcoptiformes; Oppiidae. The record is from RefSeq and is a predicted model, not a curated record. The transcript has a single exon. Bases 1 to 456 code for a protein of 151 amino acids.
AUGGCAGUGAUUGUCACUAAUGUAUUAACUGAAGAACAACAACAACGAAGAAGAAGUCAUGCGUACGGCUUCACAGUUAUCAAGAGUGACGGCAAUACUGUCGACGAUUAUAAUAUAGUUUCCUAUUUAUAUCGAAACCCUUUUAAUAAUAAUAAUAAUAAUAAUAAUAAAAGAUUUAACCAAAAGAAUGCCAAAUAUGAAGAAUUGAGAUUAAAUGAUGUGAAGAGUAACUCAAACAACAAGAAUAUCAAUAAUUAUGGAAAAAUUUCUUCAUUGAAUCGGAACCGAUAUCAAGAAGAGCGACCCAUUGCUCAUAUGAAAGACUCGGAUUACAGUCAAGAGUAUCAACGCUUAAGACGACUAUUAAAACAAAAAAAUAUUUAUUUUGACAAUACUUUGGACUUAAAUUUCCGUCAAAGACGACGACAACACCCGACCGACACUUAUGUUUAUUAA